AUAGAAUAUGCCGUAGCACAAAUUUAAAUUAUAAAGUCUCCACCUUUCACGGCCAUUGGCCUUCUCUGCACCGGCCAUGUGACAGAAAAAUGAGAACUUUACAACUCCGGUGGAAAAAGCCGGCGAAUAUAUCAUCAAACACUCCACUUUCAUUUGGCCCUUUCAAUUCCACAACUCAAAUCCGGUGGAAGAAACCGGCAAACACUGCCCAAACCCGCCUGGAAAACCGGACCCGCGACCCGAAUCUCGACAAACUCACAGCACACUACCGGAGACUCAAGCUCAUCCUCAACCUCUACGACGUCGUAUCUGCAAGAAAACGCGGUCCUUUUCUCUCAGUGCAGUCACUCUCCAAAUGGGCCCCACAUGCCGGCAUUAACACCAUUACCGCCGGUGAUCUUCUCCGGAAAUACCCCCAUAUUUUCGAGGUAUUUACACACCCCAUUAAGCGAAAUUUAUGCUGCAAGUUUAGGGAGAAAUUUGUCAUUUUGCUGAAUCAAGAAGAUGAUGUUGUAUCACAAAAUGAAGAUGAAAAUGUAAUGAGAAUAAGGAAAAUUUUAAUGAUGUCUGUGAAUGGGACAAUACAUUUGCAUGCUCUUAGAUUGUUGAGGACUGAAUUGGGUUUGCCUGAAAACUUCCGGGACUCGAUAAUAAUUAAGUAUGAUGAAGUUUUUAGGAUGGUAGAUUUAGAGGUUGUUGAAUUAAUUGAUAGAAAUGACAAAGAUGAGAGUUUUGGGGUGGCAAAGGUUGAAUCUUGGAGGAAAAAGGAGUAUACUGAGAAAUGGUUGAGUGAAUUUGAGGUCAAAUAUGCAUUUCCUAUUCAUUUCCCUACUGGAUUUAAGAUAGAACCAGGUUCUAGGGAGAAGUUGAAAAAUUGGCAAAGACUUCCUUAUGUUAAGCCUUACGAAAGAGAACUCACGUAUCACUUGAAUCCGCAAACAACUGAAACCAUGGAGCCAUCUUCAAGAUGUGAUGAGUUAACGUUGAGGUCAGCAGUUGUUGGGAAGCGUACUUUUGGAGGUGUUGAGCGGUAUGAGAAGCGAGCUGUGGCGAUUAUUCAUGAAGUUUUGAGCUUGACUGUUGAGAAGUCGGUGCCAGUUGAAAGGUUGGCACAUUUUAAGAAGGACCUCGGCAUUGUAGUUAAUAUUCGUGAGCUGUUGUUGAAGCAUCCUGGGAUAUUUUACAUAUCCACUAAAGGGAUUGCUGAGAUUGUUUUUCUUAGAGAAGCAUAUAGUAAAGGGUGUUUGAUUGAGCUGAACCCAAUUUAUGAUUUGAGAAGAAAUAUGUUGGAUCUUCUCUUGUUAGGAAACCGUCAUACGAGUGAAUUGAAAACUGAAAGGGAACUGAAGGAUGAACCUAAAGACAUGACAGACGAUGAAAAUGGAUGGGAAAGCAGAGAGGGUGACUUUGUUAUUCCAAUUUUAGAGAGUUUUACUGAUCACGAGGACAAUGACAAUAUGAACUAGAAUGAUUACUUCUCUCUAAGGCAGCUGAUGGCUUUCUGAGAUGGAAAUCAGCAAAGAGAGUGUAGGUAUUGCAAGCUGGAAUUUUCUGCAAACUGACAGAAAAUUAUGUAUUUGUGCUUCGCUGUACUUGCCAGGAACCUUUGUUAUUUCAGUUGGUGCCUGUGCUUAAAGAUUAUGGAUUCUUCCUUGUCUUCAAUUAUGUAUAAUCUCUAGCGUUGUAGCUCUUCAUGUUGUUCAUAUCUGAUAAAUGCAUAUUCCAGUUCCGUUUCUGCCA
Solanum tuberosum (potato) is the source of this 1740-nucleotide messenger RNA. RefSeq names its product protein ROOT PRIMORDIUM DEFECTIVE 1. The transcript has a single exon. Lineage: Eukaryota; Viridiplantae; Streptophyta; Magnoliopsida; Solanales; Solanaceae. The record is from RefSeq and is a predicted model, not a curated record. Bases 90 to 1466 code for a protein of 458 amino acids. Gene Ontology annotation, molecular function: RNA binding.